AAUUCUUUCUUUUUCCUCUGAAAAUUUUGUUUCAAACUUCAAUCAAGUGAGACUUGUGCUUAGAAUGUCGGCCAAACAUCGCAUGCUCUUGGUGAAUAGAGGUAACUUUUCCACGUACCAGUAGUGUCCGAAUAUUUUCAACGGGCGGGAUUUUUUACAAGAACAGCAUUACAAUUUCAUGGAAAUUCACCGGUUAAAACUAUUUUUGGAAGUGCUUCCAUAUCUGAUAUUGAGCAGUAUAAGUUACUUCACAAAUGUGCCCGAGUCGGUGAUUUUAGACAAAAGUACACAAUAUUUUACCUAUACCAAAGUACAAUAGAAGACGAACCUAUAGAAGUAGAGGAGAAAGAAGGGGAGAAUGAAGAGGUUGCAGUAGAAUAAGAACGUGGAUGACUACAAGAAGAGGAAAGGAGAACAAGAACGAAAAACGGGAAAAGGACAACGAAACAGAUUCAGAAAGGCCAGAGAAAGGAAGAGAGAGAGAGAGCAAGAAAUAAACUUAUCCAUACUACUAAUUGCAUGUCAAUUGGUAGGUGUUGAGGUCGAAUGAUACGCUGGUACUGAGAAAAAAUAACAACAAUGAAAGACAGGGUUCUGAGUGCCGAAUGGACCGGGUUUACUGCAAGCGAUGGCUAUCUCAAUGUGGGGACCACGUUCAUUCUGGGUAUCGUCCUCAUCAUCGUCCUACUCGUAAAGAACGCGAGGAGACCACAUCGCUUUCCACCCGGACCCCCAGGCCUUCCGAUCAUCGGAAAUGUUUUCGACUUGACAGCGACCAGCGAAGUAUUAUUCGACAAAUGGUCCAAGGUCUAUGGCGAUGUCUUUAGCUUCCGGGUCGGGGACCGAUGGGUCGUGGUUUUGAAUCAUCAGGAGGUCAUCAAGGAAGCCAUGUUGAAGUACGACGUCGAGUUCAGUGGCAGACCUCAGUUUUAUUCCGCGGAAAUUGCUUCUGACGGGUUCAAAGACAUCGUCUUCAGCAAUUACUCGGAUACCUGGAAACUUCAUCGCAAGUUGGCCCAUUCAGCUUUCAGAAAAUUUGCCACAGGACACAAGUUAGAUGAGUUGGUGCACGGUGUCAUUCCUCAAGUACAACAAAUGUUGAAAGAGAACAUUGGAAAGCCGUUUGAUCCUAAGCUUAUGAUCACCCUAACCCUCUACAACGUCUUUUCCAAAAUGUGCUUCAGUGAAAGUUAUGACUUCAGCGAUCCUAGGAUGCUGGGAUACAUCACCAUGUCACAGGAGUUAGCUGAAAAGGUCGGAUUUGGUCUGGUUGCGGACUACUUUCCAUGGGCCAGGUUCCUGUCUUACAAUGGUGCCAGCUACAUCCAGAGAAUGAAGCAGAAGUACAUGGAAUGGACCUCACCCCAGCUGCAACGCCACCGUGAGACGUUGGACCCAAAUGAAGCGCGUGAUUUCUGUGACUUGAUGCUUCUCGCUCAAAUGGAAGCGAUGGACAGCGAAGAAGAUCGGAAAAUAUCCCAGAAUCUAUCGGACAUCCAUUUGAAACAAACAGUCAACGAUAUCUUCUUGGCUGGAAUCGAGACAUCGAUGCAGAGGCUCUACUGGGCCAUCGCUCUAAUGACGGAGUACCCCGACGUCCAGGCCAAGAUCCAGGGCGAGAUUGAAGUCGAGAUCGGACGUGGUCGUCAUCCCGUCAUCAAAGACCGCGGUAACCUGCCGUACACGGAGGCGACGCUGUACGAGAUGAUCAGGUAUAGCACCGUGGGCCCAGUAGGCGUACCUCAUGCAACCAUGGUCGAUACCAAGUUCCGUGGAUAUCUCAUACCCAAAGGCACCACUGUUCUUCUAAACCAAUACUCAAUGCACUUCGAUGAAAGAGAAUGGACAGACCCUCAUUCUUUCCGACCGGAGCACUUUCUGGAUGAGAGCGGUACUACCCGGCUACAUCCAUCCAGCUUUCAACCGUUCGGUACUGGUCGUCGGAGCUGCCUCGGGGAAGCCGUGGCCAAAGCAGAUCUCUUCCUCAUCUUCACCUGGCUUCUGCAGAACUACACCUUUCGAAAGGUUCCGGAAUAUUCCGAGGAGAACCUGCUGAAGCUCCUUCCUGAGACAGCCGCAGGGCGUGUCCUUCAGAAUUACAAGAUCCUCAUCGAGGAGAGAUAAGACCUAAAGCUAGUCACUAUGAUGAGGUGUCCAAAGUUCGCGCACAUUUAAGCGGGACUGCACUAUACUUGUAACUACUUGCGCCCUCUAUAUAGCAAACAAUGCAUAAGCGGUACCCGUUGGUUCUCCAUGAUCCCCUUUUUCAUAAUUUAUGUUGAUUGAGAGCUGAUUUGAUGAGAUAACCAUCUGUCAGUGACCUUGCAGGGAGGUAUAAUCCCUCCUGGCCAAAAUAGUGCAGACAGGGUUAAACAAAUAUCUAGAAAGUGAUAUUCGAACCAUGAUUUCUCAUCUUCUACAGAAAUGUAUGUAGAACAAUCACAACCAAAUGGAUGGCAGCAAUUUUAGACUACAGUUGGUAGAAAUUUAUCGGCAAAAGAAUUCCUGCAAUAUAGCGAUCUCAAAAUUCGAUGUAGGAUUGGAAUGCACUCCAAUUGAAGAAAAAGUCAAUGAGUUGAUAAAAAUAAUGAAUCCUUAACUCGUGCUCGAGAACCCCCCCCCCCCCCCAAUUCAAAGGUAUUAUGAUGUUAUAAAUUAUUGCAAAGGAAAAUUAUCAUACAAUCCGUUGUCAUCACGUUUUACAACAAAAAAGAUGAUUGCAUCUUCUCUCAAAAUAAAGAUUUCCUGAAUCCCAUUGGUAACUUAAUAUUUUUUUGUGGUCAAUAUUUUCAAAAUUUCGCACCAGAUUACGAGGAAAAUGUUGUCAGUAGGUCAUUUUAUGUUGGUGUUCAUUGGCGGUAUCACAUAUUCAAAAUCUUCAAUACCGAUCUUCUGAGGUUAUGCGCGAACUAUAUGGUCACAUACUCCAUGCUUUGCCAAUAGCACCCGAGUUUGUUAUGAUGCUUUCAUUAGUAAUCAAGCUCGGCGAAAAUAAGUCAGUUAGAAAUUUAGGUCCAUCUUCCUAUUCUCGACAGCAUGUAGGCCUAAAGCCUUGUUCAGAUAUGACGCGGCAAACCGUUUCGGUAAACCGUUUCGGUAAACCGUUUCGGUAAACCGCUUCGGUAAACCGCGGUGGUAGACCGCGGCGGUUUUGUUUUCUUUUAUUAUUACAGUGAGUUUAGUGUAAUACGUUUCACUCUCCUGUAUUUGUCAUUGUCAUUGCACUAUGUAUAGGCCUCACAAAAAACUUUAAUAAACGCCGCGGUUUACCGCGUCAUUCCUGAACGAACCUUAAAUGAUAUAAAAAACCUUAAUGAUAUUUUAUAUUGGUGCCAAGACAAGAUUGUCAAUGCAAAAUUUGUUUUUGAAUUCAAACUAAAAUAUGUCAUAAGUUAUAUCAAAACGAAAUUCAUCAGAUAACUGUGAUGUAAUUAAUUAUUUAGCAAAUACAACUCAAAGUCUUUUGUUUAAACAUUCCAAUUUUGUUUUAAUUUGUUUUGCCAUAUUAGCAAUGUUUUUACUAUAUUCGAUGGUUAUCUGAUUUAUGCCUUUUACUUGUGGGAAAUUUAUUUGAUUUGAUCUUGCUUUUAAUUCGU
Strongylocentrotus purpuratus (purple sea urchin) is the source of this 3596-nucleotide messenger RNA. RefSeq names its product steroid 17-alpha-hydroxylase/17,20 lyase-like. The transcript has 9 exons. The coding region runs from base 580 to 2124 and encodes 514 amino acids. Lineage: Eukaryota; Metazoa; Echinodermata; Echinoidea; Camarodonta; Strongylocentrotidae. Gene Ontology annotation, molecular function: iron ion binding; steroid 17-alpha-monooxygenase activity; heme binding. Gene Ontology annotation, biological process: hormone biosynthetic process; progesterone metabolic process. The record is from RefSeq and is a predicted model, not a curated record.